AUGGGUACAGGUAUCGUGUCAGUGUUGAUGAACUCGGUGCCUUUUGAUACUUCAGUGCUUUACUACUUCUCCAUUGUCUUCUUCGUGCUCAACAUAAUAUUGUUUUUGUUGGCGUCUAUCACUUCCAUCGUUCGGUAUACUUUGUAUCCUGAGAUAUGGCUCGUGAUGAUUCAGGACCCAACCAACUCACUGUUCCUAGCGACGAUCCCAAUGGGUUUUGCCACACUCAUCGAGAUGUGGGUUUUUGUCUGUGUGCCACUAUGGGGAGAAUGGAGUAUAACCGUCGCGUGGGCUUGUUGGAUGUUCGAUGUGGUAGCGGCAGCUUCUGUUACCCUGUCGCUGUCCUUUAUUCUAAUAUCCCAACGCUAUAUCACAUCGCUCGAUCGGAUCACUGCACUCCAACUGUUGCCAAUUGCAGCAACUAUUGUGGCAGCUGGUGCUGGUGCAGAAAUUGCUCAUAUUUUACCAAACAAACAACACGCAUUGGGAACCCUACUCGUGUCUUUUAUCCUGUGGGGUAUGGGCACUCCAUUGGCAAUUGUGGUAUUAGUGAUCUACUAUCAGCGGCUGGCAGUACACAAGCUUCCAUCCAGAGAAAUGAUCGAUCCGGGGGAGUAUGAGUUUCCUUUCUUACAGGAGGUCUUCUCUCCGAUCGAGUCGCACAAGGUCGACUUUGUCUUCGUUCAUGGCUUGAAUCCCCGGGGCCGGAGUGAUCAUCCGUUUGAAACAUGGACCCAUGCCAAUGGAAAAUUCUGGCCGACAGACUUCCUUGCCCAAGAUAUUCCAUAUGCUCGAGUCUUUGUCUAUGGCUAUAAUUCAAGCAUCACCCACCCUCAGACUAUGUCCACGGCAAGCAUUAAGGACCACGCCAAUACCCUGUUGAAUCUUCUUGAUAUGGAACGAACUCCCCAGAUGGGUACAAUUCCACCAAAGGUGAUCUUUAUUGGACAUAGUCUGGGUGGUUUGGUGAUCAAACAGGCCCUUCUCAAUGCCAAAGAAGACCCGAAAUAUACCGCUAUUCGCUCGGCAACCUCCGGGCUUGUUUUCUUCGGAACACCUCAUCGUGGCGCCAAAGCUGUUGAACUGGGGAAGAUUGCAGCCCGGGUGGCCCGAUUUGUCUCGAAAGGCCACGCCAGCAAUGACCUGCUCGACUGUCUGGAGCAUAAUUCACUCUUCACAAGACAGAUGACCGAUAGGUUCCGGCAUCAGUUAGAGGAUUAUCGUGUUGUCAGUUUUAUCGAAGGGAAGGAAGUGCAGUUAGGCGGAGCAGGUCCGGCAUCUAUCAGCCAUCUAGUUGUGGAUGAGGAGUCUGCGGUGCUUGGGCUAUCUGGUCUCCGCGAAACCCAGCUGAAGCUCGAUGCAGAUCACUCGCAGAUGUGCAAAGUCGGCUCUCGAGGGCCUAUGUACCGCUUGAUCAAGGGGAAUAUCAAACAGUUGGUCGACCAGGCACUGUUGUCAGAACAUGGCUUCAUUCCACAGCCUGUGCCGCAAAGUGCUGGACCCAGUCCACCGCCGAUACCACCGCGCAUACACUCUAAUAGUAGCACGCCAUAUCAAACGCAAGGGCGGCUACCUCCGGCAACUCAAAGGGUAACCGGAGUCAUGUUCACUGCCUCGGACAGUGACCCACGAUCUAUUCGCUCCGCGGAACUUAAGAAUCUUGCUCGAUGGGAUGAGGCUCGAACCGUUGAGUAUGAGAUUUUCCAAGAGCAUUUGCGCACCCUCGGACCAGACCACUUCAGCACAUUGUCAGUGGCAUAUAACUUAGCACUCGUUGAGUUAGAGACGCACUACUUGGCGAAGGCCCAUGAAUGGUGUCAAUGGGUGUCUGAUAAUGUCCAACGCGUAUUUGGGGGCAAGCAUCCCCUUGCGAUGAAGACUGAAAGUCUGAUCGCGGAAGUUCUGUGUCAACAAGGCAAGCAUCAAGAGGCAGAGUCAGUUUGUGCGAACGUGCUAGCUCGUCAACAAAUCAAUAUCGGUGAGGAGCACUUGGAUACCUGCGACACUCGCCGCCGACUGGCGGGGGCGUAUCAUUCUUUAGGCCGUCGGGAAAACGCCGUUAUGGCCGCUGAAAAGCUCACAGAAACUCUUAAGCGCCUUCUUGGGGAAACUCAUAUUCGUGUAUUUGCUUCAGCGCUGGAUACCUUGGAAUACAUCAUUAGCAACCAAUCCGGUGACAGAAAUACGCUAAUCACUAUGCGGUUCCAGCCCGAUGUACAGCAGGCUGUGGAAAUGCUAGGGCAAAUCUAUGAUGAGCUUCGUCUAGGGCUAGGCCCUGGACAUCCGUAUUCCAUUCGCGCUCUGUGUCUCUAUGGCCGCGGGCAGAGCUUUGUGCAGCAGGGUAUGGAAGCGUCCGAAACCCUCCGCCGGGCCCUUGCCAGCGCGGAAGAGACAUUGGGACCCGAUCACCCACUGACGAUGGAUAUCGUGGGAAAUAUUGGUGUUAUGUACGCCGUGCAGGGAGGCUUCCAAGUCACGCUCGGCAACAACCGUGUGGAAGAAGCCAUUCCCUGGUUGAUACGAUAUCUGAACUGGGUCGAACACCGCAGAGGAAAGGAAAAUCCCGAAGCACAAGCCUCGUUGGAACUGCUGGCUACUUUGCACUUCAAUGCCAGGGAGUACGAGCCUGCCCAGAAAUAUUUCGAACGCCUCGUUAUAGCAUACCGAGGCAACCCGACAGCACUCCAGCGUAUCAAUAAUCAGCUUCAGUUGUGUCGUGCGAAUACCAUGCUCACCCGUGGAAGCCUCGGGUCGGGUUUAGGAGGAUUUCUCUCCUCUUUGCAAAGAUAUUGA
Messenger RNA from Penicillium arizonense, 2793 nucleotides. RefSeq names its product LipA and NB-ARC domain protein. Gene Ontology annotation, biological process: sulfite transmembrane transport; transmembrane transport. Lineage: Eukaryota; Fungi; Ascomycota; Eurotiomycetes; Eurotiales; Aspergillaceae. The transcript is spliced from 7 exons. Gene Ontology annotation, molecular function: protein binding; sulfite transmembrane transporter activity. Gene Ontology annotation, cellular component: plasma membrane. The record is from RefSeq and is a predicted model, not a curated record. Bases 1 to 2793 code for a protein of 930 amino acids.